Messenger RNA from Sphenostylis stenocarpa, 258 nucleotides. Lineage: Eukaryota; Viridiplantae; Streptophyta; Magnoliopsida; Fabales; Fabaceae. The record is from the annotation of a GenBank genome assembly.
AUGUUCCUCUUUGCUCCCAUAUUAUGUAUCAUAGCCUCCACUUCUCAAAAGAAUUUAAAGGUCAUUGCUAUCCCUUUGAUUUCUCUUUACUUUGGCCAUACUAUCUUCCUUGGAUUGCUCAAUAAUUUCUUCUUUGCAGGCAUGACUGCAUAUGUUAAACCCCCUUCGAGAAUUAUAAAGUCAAAUAAGGUGUCUCGUGUGCACAAAGAGAAAAUCUAUGGCCACUUGACAAUGAUAGAAGCCGUGGAAUUUGAUUAG